Molecule: messenger RNA, 1359 nt
Organism: Serendipita indica DSM 11827
Lineage: Eukaryota; Fungi; Basidiomycota; Agaricomycetes; Sebacinales; Serendipitaceae
Source: the annotation of a GenBank genome assembly
AUGGAGUUUACAACUGCCCUUGCCGCUGCGAAUCCAAGCGCGAUCUCGCCUGCCCGACAUCAACCCAGGGAUGCCGUCACAAUCACCUGGUUCGUGAUCUUGGCCAUCAGCGUUGUCCUACUCGGUAUCUUUGCCAUGCCUGUUGCUCUACAGAGGGUAUCACCACCUCCGACACCAUGGUCGUAUUCUAUCGAGCAGGCUCAAGCCCAAAAUUUGAUGUCUGUCGGUGUCCUCAUCGAGAUGCCGAUUGCAGUACGGCGAGAGACUGCUGCUCCCGUGCAUCGUCCAUUGACACUGGUCUUUGGACCUGGUUCCGCUGCAACUCUCCAGCCUCUAUGGAAAGGUGACCAAAUCAACCAUAUUAUUAAAUCCAAGUCUGAUAUACAAGCCCGAAGACAAGCUUCGCAUGCGGAUUCGUGGUACAGUGGCGACGCACGAAAGCUCAAUUCUCAGCUUGAUCAAUGGAUCAACGCUGUAGAGUCCUCUGAGACGUAUAGCCCACCCAUCAGACAGUCCAAAGCGAUCAUCGGACCACAUGCAGGAUACUCCUACUCGGGUCCAAAUGCUGCUUGGGCAUACAAGAGCAUCGACACCACGGGCAUCAAGCGCGUCUUUGUACUUGGUCCAUCACAUCAUGUCUAUCUGCGCUCCUGCGCGCUAUCCGCUUGCGAGACCUACGCCACGCCAUUAGGAUCGCUCCCAUUAGACAGGGAAACCAUCGAAGAACUGCACAACACGGGCAAGUUUGAGACGAUGGCUCUUUCGACUGAUGAGGAUGAGCAUAGCAUCGAGCUGCAUUUGCCAUACGUUCGUAAGAUAUUCCAAGGCAUGGACAUCAAGAUUGUGCCUAUCCUCGUCGGUGCACUAGACAAACAGGGUGAAGCAACCUAUGGCAAACUGCUCGCCCCGUACUUUGCUCGAGAGGAUACUUUCACUGUCGUCUCGAGCGACUUUUGUCACUGGGGAAGACGCUUCAGCUAUACGUUUUACUACCCCUCACCUCCGCCUUGUGAGGGCAUCAAGUUGAGCAGGUCAACACCAAGUUCGACCUUUAAGUCGUUUCCCAUUCACGAGUCCAUCACCGCGCUCGACAAAGAGGCGAUGGACAUACUCACAUUGCCAAAGGAGAGUGAUGUAUCCCCAAACGAGGUGCAUACGCAAUUUGCAGACUAUCUCGCCCGUACGAGGAAUACAAUCUGCGGUCGACAUCCGAUUGGAGUCUUGCUCGGUGCCCUCAGCAGUGUGGCGGAACAAGGCAAGUCCGUCACAAUCCAAUGGGUGAAAUACGACCAUAGCAGCGAAUGUGAGACGGUAGAGGACUCGAGCGUCAGCUACGCUAGUGCCUAUGUCGUCUUUUGA